Messenger RNA from Periconia digitata, 530 nucleotides. The record is from the annotation of a GenBank genome assembly. Lineage: Eukaryota; Fungi; Ascomycota; Dothideomycetes; Pleosporales; Periconiaceae.
UUCUGUUUAAAUAGCCUGGCGACCCCGCGGCCCGAGUACAAGAUGCCAGAACAACCAUCAUCACCGCAGAAUAACUCACUCUUUUCUCUGAACUUGGAUACCAACGCCGAGCACAUUCGACAGAGUGUAGAAGACCACAUUAACCGUAAAACAUCCCACUCAAGAGCAAAUUCUCAAGAUCGCGACGAUCAACGGCACCGACAGCAACAGUCCAGCGUCGAAACCCUAAUCAGGCCUUUCGAACACACUGUCCAAAAAACCUUCGAAGGCGUUCUCAGAGAGAAACGCACUUCUUCUCCAGUCGGGAAGAAGAUUGUCAGUGUAGGUAGUGGAAAGUUGAGCUUGGAAACGCAGACAAACGUCAUCGGUACCCCUUCAACUACCAAGACGGUUCUCAAGCAAGAUAUUACCGGUGGAAACACGCAUCGUCGCGAGCGAGAUACAUAUACCGUCGCCAGUUUACCCAUCGAGGAUCAGUACGACACGAGUGAAUUGUAAAGCACAACUCUGCCACGAAGCAAAAAACCGCU